Molecule: messenger RNA, 870 nt
Organism: Penicillium atrosanguineum
Lineage: Eukaryota; Fungi; Ascomycota; Eurotiomycetes; Eurotiales; Aspergillaceae
Exons: 2
Coding region: 1-870 (289 amino acids)
Biological process (GO): peroxisome fission
Cellular component (GO): peroxisomal membrane
Source: RefSeq, a predicted model, not a curated record
AUGGCAGACCCUGAGCUCCCUCCCUCCGAUGCCUCGAAGGCCGCGGAACACGAGCAGUAUGUGGGGAAAGCAUCCGCUGACCGACUCCGCGGACUUCUGUCCUCAGCCGCCGGCGAAGAGCGAGUAUUAGCGACAGUGAACUAUGUCGCCUCAAUUUUGCAUCACUUGUGCGCAUCCGCGCCCUGGAUCGCGUUACAAACUCGACUUUCCCUUCUUGCGCGCCUGAAAGGCCGAGCCGCAUCGCAGCAUGUGAAACCCGCCCCGGCGGGAACGAAAUCGAAAUUCGCUGCCCUUUCUUCCCUCGCCUCAGAGACACGUUAUAACCUGCGUCUUUUCGGCCUCAUUCCUCUCUGGGUCUGGGGAUCCGAGACUCUUAGAUCGCCACCUGCCGACCCCAUCAUCCGCACGCUGACCAUCCUACAAGUCAUCUCCAAUGUGAUCUACCAAUUCCUGGAGAACGUGUCAUACCUUGCGUCGAAGGGUGUUAUCUCGAAGAAGUUCAUUGACAAGCACGGAGGACCUGGGAUUUGGGAGAUGUGGAGCACGCGCGGCUGGUUCGGACACAUCUUCUUCGAAUUCUUUGUCCUUUGGCGUCAACACGUUCUGCGCAAGAAGCGCGUCGCAGCACAACGCGCCGCAGCGGGUACCAUCGAGACCAAGGAAACCAAGGCCGAGGACGCUGAAGCUAUGCGCCUGGAGACCCGCUCAUGGCGAAAGUCUCUUGUCAACAACACUCUCUGGGCUCCUUUGUGUCUUCACUGGUGCUUUGAAAAAGGCAUUGGCGUCCCUGACCACCUUGUUGGGGUUAUCAGUCUCGGCGCUGGCAUUUGGGGUAUAUGUGACACUUGGGCGGCAACGGCCAAAGCAUGA